Messenger RNA from Stylonychia lemnae, 855 nucleotides. NCBI's taxonomy places the organism in Eukaryota, Ciliophora, Spirotrichea, Sporadotrichida, Oxytrichidae. The record is from the annotation of a GenBank genome assembly.
AUGAUUAAUGUUUCAAAAUCUUUUGUGAUAUAUCCUGGAUUAGAGGGUAGAGGGGUAAAUUUUGGUAUAAGGUGUCCUCAAAAUUUUUUGAUUUUCACUUAAAUUUAUGGUUAUCUUUGCACUAUUGAUUCCAGAGCAAGACUAUUAAUUACUCCAGAGCAACUUAAGUAAAUGAUUUUUAAAACAAAUAUACCAUUGAACUUUACAUUAAUGGCAUCACCCAAAUAAGAAGAUCAAAAAGUAAGCUCUAGAGAUAUAAAUGUGUCAUUUGUUUUUUAUAGCAAUGGUAUCUAAGGUCCCUAGAUUGAUUUACCCCCAUUAGUAAACAUGAGUAUGCAAUAAAAUACAGGUCAUAUACUACCCAGUUAUUAUCUUAGUUGCAUGAGAACUGGAUACUAAGCUAAAUAUCAAAUUGCUAAGGUUGAUUGGUUGAUAGAUCUCUCAAAUAUUUCUUGGGUUCUCAAUUCUGAAUAGAUUGAUAAUGCUAACUCCAAAUUGACUCAAACUCAAAUUUCUGAGUUAAGUAAAAAGUACUUUGAUAUGUUCUUCAAUUUAGCAGAUUUUGAUACCUUCGCUUUGCUUCAUCUUUCAUCAAGAGAUUAUAUUGAAAUAGGGGAAUCCAUAAAGAUAAAUAUAACAGUGACUCUUACUUCACCAGAAAUAGAGGAUUAACAGAAAGUAAUAGUUUUAUAAACAAAAUUACAAAAAAUUGCUACCGCUUUCGUUCUCUUUCUAUAAUCAAACAACAACUCUUUCUAAUAUAAUUAUGAUGAGACUCUAUAUCUUAAUGCAAGUGGAACAUAUGACCCAUAAGAUCCUGGAACAGUACUUGAUAUGAAACUUUUGCUAAAAUGA